Messenger RNA from Blastocystis hominis, 695 nucleotides. RefSeq lists its product as hypothetical. Gene Ontology annotation, cellular component: eukaryotic translation initiation factor 4F complex. The transcript is spliced from 7 exons. Gene Ontology annotation, biological process: translational initiation. Bases 1 to 681 code for a protein of 226 amino acids. NCBI's taxonomy places the organism in Eukaryota, Bigyra, Opalinata, Blastocystidae. Gene Ontology annotation, molecular function: translation initiation factor activity; RNA 7-methylguanosine cap binding. The record is from RefSeq and is a predicted model, not a curated record.
AUGUCUACUGAGCCUGAGAAGAUUGUUGAAAGCGAGCCCAAGGUGGAGGUGGAGAAAGAAGAAGCUGAGAAGAAGGUGGAAGAAUCUGCUCCUACUACCCACAAGCUCCAAUCUGCUUGGUCUUUCUGGUACGAUAAGAAGUUGCCCAGAGGUCAGCAGUCAGUAAACUACACGGAGAAUCUUAAGAGAAUCGGUACUUUUGAUACGGUGGAGGAUUUCUGGAGAUAUUAUAUUCAUAUGAAGCGUCCCUCUGCUCUGGAUAAGGAUUGCAAUUACUAUCUUUUCCGAGAGCAGCUUGUGCCUGCUUGGGAAACGUUCCCUAAUGGCGGUUGCUGGAUUUUAAAGGUCAAGCGCACAUCGGGUGUUCUCGGCAAGCUGUGGCAAGAUCUUGUUUUCGCUGCGAUCGGUGAAGCCUUUGAGGAUCCGAACGUGGUGGGCGUGAUGAUGGCCCGUCGCAACAAGGAGGACAUGAUCAGCGUGUGGAACAGCGCGAACACGUCGUUCUCGAGCAUCGGCGACAAGCUGCGCGAGAUUCUGGGCCUGGAUCCGUCUACGAUCGUGGAGUACAAGAUGCACAAGCAAAGUCUGGUGGAUGGCUCCACCUUCCGCAACGCGCAGCCCUACGUGUUCGCGGCGAAGCCAGAAGAGACCGUGGUAGUGAACGAGGAGAAGAACGCUUAAACUUACAUCCUUUU